AUGAAUUGUGGUGGUGGUUUGUGUCCUAAAUGCGAAGAUGGCUUAGGCUGCAAGGCCAAUAAUGACUGUAUUAGUGAUGUUUGUGAAGGAGACACUUGUCUAGGUGCUUCUUGUACCGAUACUGCAAAGAAUGGACUUGAAACUGACAUGAAUUGUGGUGGUGGUUUGUGUCCUAAAUGCGAAGAUGGUUUAGGCUGCAAAGUCAAUAACGACUGUAUUAGUGAUGUUUGUGAAGGAGACACUUGUCUAGCUCCCACUUGUACCGAUACUGCAAAGAAUGGACUUGAAACUGACAUGAAUUGUGGUGGUGCGCCAACUUGUACCGAUACUGCAAAGAAUGGAGUUGAAACUGACAUGAAUUGUGGUGGUGGUUUGUGUCCUAAAUGCGAGGAUGGCUUAGGCUGCAAAGUCAAUAAUGACUGUAUUAGUGAUGUUUGUGAAGGGGACACUUGUCUAGGUAUAUCACUUCAACAAUCUAUGACAUAA
Molecule: messenger RNA, 486 nt
Organism: Rotaria sordida
Lineage: Eukaryota; Metazoa; Rotifera; Eurotatoria; Philodinida; Philodinidae
Source: the annotation of a GenBank genome assembly